Huiozyma naganishii CBS 8797 is the source of this 507-nucleotide messenger RNA. It is a transcript of the gene YAH1, whose product is annotated as adrenodoxin. Lineage: Eukaryota; Fungi; Ascomycota; Saccharomycetes; Saccharomycetales; Saccharomycetaceae. Bases 1 to 507 code for a protein of 168 amino acids. Gene Ontology annotation, biological process: P450-containing electron transport chain; positive regulation of oxidoreductase activity. Gene Ontology annotation, cellular component: mitochondrion. Gene Ontology annotation, molecular function: 2 iron, 2 sulfur cluster binding. The transcript has a single exon. The record is from RefSeq and is a predicted model, not a curated record.
AUGUUCAGAUUGCUGCUGAAGAAUUCAAUGAGACCCACAAUUCUAACUGUACGCAGCAGUGGCUCUAGCCAAUUGCUGAACAGUAGUAUACUGACUGCAUCGCGCGGGUUCUCUCGCACAAGGCCGCGGUUACACGGACACCUGCGGAAACCGGCAAAAGGUGAGGAGCUCAAGAUUUCGUUCAUCCUCAAGGACGGCACAAGUAAGACAUACGAAGUCGCAGAGGGCGACACGAUCCUCGAUAUUGCACAGGGACACAAUCUGGACAUGGAAGGUGCAUGUGGUGGGUCCUGUGCCUGCUCCACGUGCCACGUCAUCGUGGACCCGGACUACUACGACGCGCUGCAGGAGCCGGAAGAUGACGAGAACGACAUGCUCGACCUGGCGUACGGGCUCACGGAGACAAGCAGGCUCGGAUGCCAGGUCAAGAUGUCCAAGGAUAUCGACGGGAUCAGGGUCGCUCUGCCCCAGAUGACCAGAAACGUCAACAACAAAGACUUCAGCUGA